GAAGACGUAUGAAGAAAAAGUCGAGUUUCAAGAAACGAAAGGACUCGUUUUUGCCUCCGCAGUGCCGAGUCUCAUUUUUUGCAGUUAUGAUAAGGCCGCUUUAAUCUUUUCUCGUGUGUCAAUUCCGUACUAUCUUUCCGUGCUCGUGUGGUAGGGAGGGGGACGCCCCGAACGUUGCACGUCGUGGGAUCAUCUAUACAUAUAACACAUUACACAUAUGAUAUUUAUAUAUAUAUAUAUAUAUAUGGUUUUCUCUGCACGUCUCGGCACGCCGCCGUUGACUUGCACUCGUACAAUCGUAUCACACAACAACGCCCAUCGCAGAAAUAGAUGGAAUACGAAAUUACAAAAAACUAGCACCACGGGAACACUACGGUCAUUUUCACCGUUGAUAUUAAUACUUUUUCCACGCCAUGCUCUCUCGGGCCGACCGUGAUAAAGCAGUUUCGAUUGAUAAAACAUAACGUCACGAUUUCUCGAGCUCCGAAAAUCGAUCGCGCUCGCUUCGAACAGAACGCCGAUCCCUGAUGAAACGGUGUGUGAUUCUCCGAUGUUUUUUAGCCCGAAACGUCGGUUCCGCGUUGUUUUCGCCAUAGUUUGGCCCGAUAUCGGUAGUUGAAGUAAACCGAUUGUAGAAAUACUCAUUGAUAUUGUGUCGUUCCGCACCCACAAAUACUACCCUGUCUAGUGUGUCGGUCCGCCAUCGAUGCUCUUGACGUCGUGAUUGCUUUUCGUUUCAGAAUAACGGAGAUUCGAUGAAAUGGCUUUCAGUGUAUAUUGUUGAUAGUUGAUAUAACGUGGCUGUGAAUUAAAAUAUCGUCAAAAUGUGGAACAUGAUGUGCGAUGUCAUGCCGACCAUCACUGAAGACAACAUUGGUGGUCAGCGGCAUCAGUUUUCCGGCGAAGACGUUCGCAUCAACGAGUUUAUGGACACUGUUGUCGAGGAACGCAACAAGCUUUUGGAUACAUUGAGCAAGAGUCAAAUCAGGCUUGAUGAGACUGAAAAACAACUGGCCGAAGUAGAAAGUGAAAGAAAUGCUCUUCAAAGACAAAUUGAUGCCACAUUUCCAAAGGAAAUUGCUGCAUUAAGAAAAGAAUUAAGUCAAACACGUGAUCAACUAGCCGCAAGAGAUGAAGAAAUUGCCGAAUUAAAAGCUGAGAGAAGCAAUACAAGAUUGCUUUUAGAACAUUUGGAAAGUUUAGUGUCUAGACACGAAAGGUCAAUUCGAUCAACUGUCAUUAAAAGGCAGACAAAUCAAAAUCCACAAGCCUAUUCGGGUGUUUCCAGUGAGGUAGAAGUUCUAAAAGCACUUAAAAGUCUUUUUGAACAUCAUAAAGCUCUUGAUGAAAAAGUAAGGGAUAGAUUAAGGUAUGCUUUAGAAGCUAAUGCUAAACUUGAAGAGAAACUAGAAAGCACUAUGCAAGAGCUUGAUGUGUUCAAAUCUGGAGGUAAAGCAGAAGAUGAUUCUACUGUCCAAGAAAACGGAGGUUCUGAUAAUGUUGAUGGAUCUUGCUCUCAACCACUUACUAUAAAAAAUAGAACACUGAAUGGUCACAUUGAUGAAACUACUAAGUAUGCACAAGAUGAAAAACUAGUCAACACACAUGUGGACAAUUGUGUUAAUAAUAGUAUUGAUCAAGAGAAUUCUGAGUAUGGUACAUGGAAAAUGAAUGAAUUAUCAAGUCGAGUUUCUGAAUUAGAGGAUUCGCUUUCAAAAACACAACGAGAACUUCACAAGUCCCAAGAAAAUAGUAACAAUUUACAUCAUGAACUAAGAGAAAAUAUUUCAAUUAAAGAAGAACAAGAAGAACGGAUGAGUUCCUUGGAAAAAAAAUACAUGAAUUUACAACGCGAAUCUACCUCUUUGCAUGAUUUAAAUGAUAAAUUAGAGCAAGAACUUAGGCAUAAGGAAGCUCAGUUGAAAUUACAAGAAGAAAAGACACGUGCAACACAUGAGAAGUUAGAAUUAUGUGAACAAAAAUUGGCACAAUUUGCAACACUGCCUGAGAUAGAACAAGAAUUAAAACAGCGAAUGGAAGCCCUUACCCAGGUAAGGGCUCAGGCUCAAGAAAGGCACGGUACAGCUGAAGAUCGUAUUCAAAGGUUAGAAUCACAGGUAGAAGAGAAAAACGCUGAAGUAAUGAGAGUCAAUCAAAGGCUAAAAAUGAAUGAAGAACAUAAUACAAGACUGUCAGCUACUGUUGACAAAUUAUUAUCAGAAUCUAAUGAACGUCUUCAAGUACAUUUGAAGGAGCGCAUGCAUGCUUUAGAAGAGAAAAACAUGCUGACGCAAGAGCUAGAAAAGUGUCGUAAACUAGUCGAAGAAAUUCAAACAGAAAAGACUGAAUUAUUAAAAGAACUUGGAAAGGCACGCAUGGAAAUUGAUAAUAUUAAAAGGCAAAUGCUCCAACAAGAGAUCGCUUUUAAUAUUCAACAGACUGAUGCAUUAACAAGGAGUUUGUCUCCUGGUGGUCCUGAUCAAGGGGGUUUUGUUCAAAGCUCUAGUCAACAUUCAAACUUUGAUACUCAUUCAUUAUCACGUCGAUCAAUGAAAUCUAGAAUGUCUCCAAUGGAAUCAAACCAUGCAAAGGAAUGGGAAAAAUUACAACAAGCCCACGUCUUAGCUAAUGUACAGCAAGCAUUUGAUGCUUCUAGCGAUGUUGAUAUGGAUGGUGGGGAUGAUGAUCUUGAUGAUGAGGCAGGCAUGUAUUGUGAUACAGGUGAACCACUGUCUCCUUCGGCAGCAGAUGCUCAGACAUUAGCUCUGAUGUUACAAGAACAAUUAGAUGCAAUCAAUACAGAGAUAAGACUAAUUCAAGCUGAAAAGCAAAAUACAGAAGCUCGAGCUGAAGAGCUUGAAUCUAGAGUUGGUAGCAUGGAACAUGUUAAUCUAUUAUCCAGAAAUCGUAAUUAUGAUCGGCAGUCACCUCCAGCUAGUGGCCGGUCGACUCCUCAGAGAGAGUACUUACAUAAAUAUCAUUCUCUUCAACUUAAUGAAGAAGAUGACUUGGGUAUUUCAUCAGCCCAAGAUAAUAAUGGAGCAGCAAGUCCAUUAACAGCGCGUUCAAUGAGAUUAGAGCGAGUUGCCCAAGCCUUAGCUCACAGUCAAGAAGAACUGCGCAGGCGUGCUGGCAUCAAUACUGUUCCAUCAACAUUAAACAUGAUAAACUAUAACUCUUCAUCAUUAAGGGGUGCCAGUGGGUUUUCUACGCCUCCAUCACCGUUGUCCUCUCGUCACAGCAGUCAAGAUUCUUUGCAUCAUGGUCCGACAUUGAUGGGUCAAACUGGAACGAGUCUGUCAAGUAUAUCAAGUGCUUUCAGUGUCUCUCAAAUGCAAUCAUACCAUCACACAUUGCCGUCAUCGGCGUCUGCAGCGGCACAAAAGAAAAAAGGAAUAAAAUCAUCCCUUGGGCGAUUCUUUAGUAAAAAAGAAAAGCAGGGAAAGGGCAAAGAGGGAAUGAGUGGUAUGUUGAGUCACAUGUCAUCUUCUGAUAUGUCACUGGCUAGUUCCUAUGCUGGAGAUGAUACUUCCAGUUUAUGUAGUGCAAGCUUAGGUCAGAAAGGUGAUUUUGACAGAAGAAAAAAGAAAAAGCAUGAAUUACUUGAAGAAGCAAUGAAGGCUGGAACUCCAUUUGCCUUAUGGAAUGGGCCAACUAUUGUGGCUUGGUUAGAAUUAUGGGUUGGAAUGCCAGCCUGGUACGUGGCAGCUUGCAGAGCUAAUGUUAAGUCUGGAGCCAUAAUGAGUGCUUUAUCUGAUACUGAAAUACAAAGAGAGAUUGGAAUAAGUAAUCCAUUGCAUCGUCUGAAGCUUAGAUUAGCCAUUCAGGAGAUGGUAUCUUUGACAAGUCCAUCAGCUCCGGCAAAAUCUCUUCGUUCAACUUUAGCUUUUGGUGAUAUGAAUCAUGAAUGGGUUGGAAACUAUUGGUUACCAUCAUUAGGACUGCCACAAUAUCGAUCUACAUUCAUGGAAUGUCUUGUAGACGCUAGAAUGCUUGAUCAUCUGACAAAACGUGAUUUUAGAUCACAGUUAAAGAUGCUGGAUGGUUUCCAUCGAACAAGCUUACAAUUUGGUAUAACAUGCUUAAAACGGGUGAACUUUGAUCGAAGUCAACUAGAAGAAAGACGCCGUAUUGCUGAACACGAAACUGUAGACAUUUUAGUAUGGUCUAAUGAAAGAGUAAUUAAAUGGAUUACCAGUAUUGGUUUGAAGGAAUAUGUUAACAAUUUAAUUGAAUCUGGUGUACAUGGUGCUAUCAUCGCGCUUGACAAAAAUUUUGAUUCUAACACUCUUGCUAUGGCACUUCAAAUACCUCCACAAAACGCACAAGCUCGCCAAGUGUUAGAUACAGAGUUCAAUAAACUAUUGACCAUAUCAACAGAACGAAGAUUAGACACUAGUUGUAGUGAUCUUGGAGCCUCCUGAUAUUACCCAUCCGCUUCUCAAGAUUAAAAUGAGAGGCGCCGGUGGUAUUGACUGUUUUAACUGUGCCGCAUCAGCACUCCUUCAAGUUGUCUUAGCGGCAUGGAUAGUUAUUGCAUUUUUAAAAAGCAACGUUUUGUUUUUUUAUUUUAUUUUAUCCUUUUCAUAUUCUAAGUGGCAUUUUUAAGUUCAAAAAUAAUUUUUGAAACAAUUGUUUUUUUUUCUGAUUGUUGUUAAUUAAAAAAAAUUGUUAAUAACUUCAUGGGAAUAAUUACCAUUUAACUUAUUCAUUAAUUCAUUGACUUAAAUUCGUUCAAACAAUUUUUUUUUUUUAAUACGUUUUUGAUAACGUUUGUUGUAUGUAUAAAUUUAUUUAAAAAUUUAAAAAAAAAAUGUAUCAAAGUUAGUUUUCUGUAAUAGUUCCCCUAGAUGAGAAGGAUACAAUAAUGACCGAAUGUGCACAAUUUCCGUGGGAUUAAGUACCAAAGUAUUGUUUUAAUGUAUCAUGUGUAUACUAUUAGCAUUAAGAAAUAUUUACAUAACCAUGAUGUACUAAUUAGUGGAACAAAUAUGUAUAAAAAUUGUUCUGACAAAACCUCAUACAUAUAACCGCGAUGCACAACGUAAAUGUAUUUAUCUCUUCUUUCGCUGUUUUUGUUCAGUUUGUUUUAAAACUGAAAUACCUAAGGUAAACUGUAUAAGUUUACAAUUUAAAUGUUUUUCUUUUUAAACAUAUUAUUUUCCUUCUUUUUUUUUUUGUUAGUGGCCA
Molecule: messenger RNA, 5190 nt
Organism: Myzus persicae (green peach aphid)
Lineage: Eukaryota; Metazoa; Arthropoda; Insecta; Hemiptera; Aphididae
Gene: Liprin-alpha
Product: liprin-alpha-1
Exons: 22
Coding region: 825-4424 (1199 amino acids)
Biological process (GO): synapse organization
Cellular component (GO): presynaptic active zone
Molecular function (GO): protein binding
Source: RefSeq, a predicted model, not a curated record